AUAUAAAAAGUGCAUAAUAAAAAUAUCUCACGCAAUAUAUUAUAAGUCAGUCAUAUAUUAAGAAAAAUUUGACGACACGUAUGUAAUACGUCCCACAAAAUAAAAUGAACAAAUUAUUUAUAAUUACGGCGAGUGCUAUACUAGUGUUGGGUCUGGUGUCGGGCCUACGUGUGCCCACACAGUCACGUGACCAACUGAUUAGCUAUGAUAUUAUGGCCGACGAUGAGGGGGAAAAGGGGGACGAAGGGCUACCCUCAGUGUCCGGUGAUUUUGGCAAGAUCGAUGAUAGUAAUAACCAUAAUAAUGAUAAUCAAGGUGAUCAUAAUGACCAAGAUCAAUUUGACGAUAACUGGGAUGACGAGUCAGACGAUGAUCUAGAUAAGCAGCCCAUGAAUAAUCUGGCCAAGUCGUGUUUCUCAAAAAUACUGGGGCCCUCAAUCAAGUGCAUUGCCAAGAGUAUGACCAGGUGGCAAGUAACAGCAGCGGAAAUACGCUUGGUACAUAAUACUCGACCCGUGUGUUGCUUUAUAUGGCAAAUGACCGGCUGCAUGACCAGCAAUAGCAAGGAUCAUUGCACCAAAGAUGAACGAUCGGCUUUCCUGAUGCACAUGAGUUUGGAGACCGAACGCCGAAACCUAAAAAACUGUACACAAUAUCCCUAUCACAGCAAUGAUUGCGCCGCCGGUCCGGCGCCCCCUGGGCUUCAAAACGCCGGCAACUAUUACAGCGACGUUAUGUAUAGGCGUAACCAUAGACUGGCCAACGAUAACGAGCUUAAACCUGACCUCAAAGAGUCGGACCUACCGGCCGACGAGCCGGCACAGGAGCCCCGGGUUGUUGUUGAAGAAGACCCGGACGACGAUGACGAGGGUCAGGAGCGAGAGACUGACCACGAGGUUGAAGUGGUGGAGAUU
Messenger RNA from Medioppia subpectinata, 914 nucleotides. NCBI's taxonomy places the organism in Eukaryota, Metazoa, Arthropoda, Arachnida, Sarcoptiformes, Oppiidae. The record is from the annotation of a GenBank genome assembly.